AUGUCAAUCUUUGAUAGAGUGCGUGUGCCAAAGAGUGGUAUAAGUAGUACUCCUAUCACCUUCCCUUCUUUCAACAAUGAUAGUUGCGACAAUGGCAGGCUUAUUUGUAUGGGUUCAGUGACCGCAUUUAAUGGCUACUUGAGUCUUACGCCGGAACUAGAGCAAGAUAAUAAUUCAACCUCAACAUCAUAUCAGGAUUCACCUUACAAAGUUGGUCGGGUUCUGUUUCACCGACCUGUUCUAGCUUGGCCUGCCAUUAUUACCACUACCUUUACUGUCAGGAUUUCCACCUUCCCUAAUUCAACCGGUUCUGGAGAUGGGAUGACGUUUAUCAUGGCAGAGAAUAACCAUUCUUCACCACCUAAAAGCUAUGGGUCUUAUAUUGGAAUCAUGGAUGAAACCACAAAAGGCAGUAAAAAGUAUUCAAUUUGCUUGUAA
Molecule: messenger RNA, 438 nt
Organism: Mangifera indica (mango)
Lineage: Eukaryota; Viridiplantae; Streptophyta; Magnoliopsida; Sapindales; Anacardiaceae
Exons: 2
Coding region: 1-438 (145 amino acids)
Molecular function (GO): carbohydrate binding
Source: RefSeq, a predicted model, not a curated record